Messenger RNA from Kuraishia capsulata CBS 1993, 1848 nucleotides. RefSeq lists its product as uncharacterized. Gene Ontology annotation, molecular function: guanyl-nucleotide exchange factor activity. The record is from RefSeq and is a predicted model, not a curated record. Gene Ontology annotation, cellular component: cell tip; Golgi to plasma membrane transport vesicle. The transcript has a single exon. Gene Ontology annotation, biological process: exocytosis. Lineage: Eukaryota; Fungi; Ascomycota; Pichiomycetes; Pichiales; Pichiaceae. Bases 1 to 1848 code for a protein of 615 amino acids.
AUGGCAGACUUAGCUUUAGACAAUGACCGUGUGUCACAAGAGGUUUCAUCUCUAUCCACCAGGCUGAUGCAGUCGAUGGAGACGCAGAUGAACAUGGAAACGGAGAUCCGUGGAUUGCGCAAAGCGGUAGAAUCCUCGAGGCUGGAACUCGAGACAUUACGGCCUGUGGCGCAACGUGUUGAGGCUGCUGAGACUGAGAGUGUGGCUCUGGCGGCGAAACUACUUGAGGAGACUAAAAGGCGCGAAGAGGCCGAAUCCGAGGCGCGAAAGCUGGGCGCUGAGGUGGAAGAACUAUCUGCAUCGGUGUUUGAUGAGGCCAAUAACAUGGUGAGCAAUGCAAACCGCGAGAAGCACGAUUUUAAGACCAGGAAUGAAAAGCUGUUGGCUACUCUCACCGAAAAAGACGAACUUAUAGUUGUUUUGAGGACAGAACUGGCGAGUUUGAAGGAGGUGUUACGCGAGUCCGAAGAUGCUCAGACUAACAAACGGAGAAGCACUUUCCUAGAUAGCCCAUUUGCCUCUACUACUGAUCUGGGAACUGGUUCAGUGCUGGUGGGUGCAUCGGGUAAAGAUAAUGGUGAAAGUUCAAGUGGUCUGCCAUUGUCAGCGGGUCCUUUAGAAAGCUACAAUAACGCAUUGGUGUACUCGCCCACAUACAACCUUCUUCGUUUCGAUCUGACGGAGUACAAGGACUUUUGUGAUAUGGUGCGGUUUUUGAACGAACGCAUUGUGAAAACUUAUGAGUAUGCUGUUAUGAAGGACCUAGUCUUCUUUAAAAGGGUCAUGCUGGAGGAUGUGGAAAACACUCUUAGGCUCGAUACUGCGCCUGGUGUUCGGUAUUUCCACAAGAAGACUGUCAUUGGUGCCUUAGUGGAAGGCCGGGUUGUCAUUGAGCCAAUCAGUGGUGUGAAUGAGCUUUGGAGGCCUGGUCAUCGGAAACCAGCAGAAAAUGUCACCGAUGCACCUGAAUCGGCUCCUGAGGCACCCGCGACGUCGGAGCCAGAUUCUGAGGUUCUGACGGCCACUUCUGAGCUUAAAGAUAAUCUUUUUUCAUAUCCUAAAGACUCCCCUCCGGUGGCCACUCUGUCGAACUGUGCCCUCUGUGGUGAAGAUAGGAACGAGAAGUUGGACCACGCACGCAUGUACAAUCUCAAAAUAUACUCAAAAAGACCUGUGAAGCAGGAGGCUAUCACAGAGUUCACUCAUACGUAUUCUUUGUGUGGUUGCUGCCUCAUGAGAGUGAGAAGGACGUGUGAAUUAUUCGCUUUGCUCAGAAACAUCAACAAUGCAUACCGCACCAAGAUCUACGACUUCUCCACCAGUGUGGGGUACACGAAGGCUUGGUUUGCUCUCUCCAAGAUCCGCGCGCGCAUGUUUUGGGCCCGUGUUGGCAUCUGGGAGGACGACAAGUCCGAGACUAUGUUUGAGUCUAUCUCUAUGCCUGGGACCCCAGCGUUUACAAAACAACCCUGGGUGGCAUCGCCCGACCUGUCUCGUCAACCUACCGAUAAGUCUGAAGCUGUUGCGAGUCUACAAGCGCUCGAUACGGCCGCCACGAUUAAGGCGGGGGAUGCUGAGAUUGUGCCACAGACGAGCAAUGACGCGGCAGUUUUUGCAAAGGCUAACGGAGAGUCUGAAGUUGUGGAGACAGCGCAUCCACCAAGAGAAGAACCAGCUGCAGAUGCUUCCGCAGACAUGGAUGAUCUCUUGGAUGACUACAGGGACUCUUCUGUGGAGCCUGACAAAAGCGUUGAACUCAAGUCUCCGAAUGCCUCCAAGCCCGGUGAUACCGAGGAAGAGAGCACAGGGGAGUCUGAGUUUAACGAUGCAAAUGAGCAUUUUGAUUGA